Exophiala dermatitidis NIH/UT8656 is the source of this 1404-nucleotide messenger RNA. RefSeq names its product amidase. Lineage: Eukaryota; Fungi; Ascomycota; Eurotiomycetes; Chaetothyriales; Herpotrichiellaceae. The transcript is spliced from 5 exons. The record is from RefSeq and is a predicted model, not a curated record. Bases 1 to 1404 code for a protein of 467 amino acids.
AUGACACUGCUAACCUCGAGCGAGACCAACUGUUUGACCGAAGUGCUCUUCGAAAAUGCCUUGCAACAGGCUCGCGAACUGGACCGCUAUCAUCGGCAGCACAGAGAGCUUAUCGGACCACUUCAUGGGGUACCCGUGUCUCUCAAGGACCAAUUCGACAUCGCUAGCGUCGAUACCACGUUUGGCUAUGUCGGUCGAUCAUUUCAGCCGGCCGCGAAGGACGCUACUGUUACCAAGAUCCUCAAAGAUCUAGGAGCAGUGAUUCUCACCAAGACAAAUGUGCCGCAGACUAUUUUGUGGGGGGAGACAGAGAAUCCAAUAUGGGGCCUGACCACCCUGCCGCACAAGCCAGCUUUCACCGCUGGAGGCUCAUCGGGAGGUGAGGCAGCUCUCUUGGCCCUCGACGGCGCGCUUUGUGGCUGGGGAACGGAUAUUGGCGGAUCAAUCCGAGGCCCAAGUCAUUUCAAUGGUCUCUUCGGCCUGAAACCGACGAGUAGCCGAAUCUCGCAUUGGGGCGUCCCCGGGCCCCACGAAGGACAAGAACAUGUACCAUCGUCAGUGGGACCCAUGUCGAAGCGAUUGACAUCGCUGGUCGCCGUUACCAGAGCAGUCUUGAACGCGCAAGGGUGGCUCAGCGACCCGAAGGUCGUUCCGAUACCGUGGCGUGAAGGUCUUUAUCUCGAGGUACAGACACGCCGUCUCAAGAUCGGACUGAUACUCGAUGAUGGGAUAGUAAAGCCGCACCCACCUGUAGAACGCGCAGUGAAGGAAGCCGCUGCUCUCCUGCGCAAUGCCGGCCACGAAGUCAUCAUUUGGGAUACGUCGGAGCACAUGGGUUUCAUCGAAAUACAGGAUCAAUUCUAUAGGGCUGAUGGAGGGGAGGACAUCCGUCGGGACAUCUCUGCAGGAGGCGAACCGAUGAUACCGCACGUCGAAGCUCUUGUCGAGAGCAGCAAGGCCAUCUCGGUGUACGAGUACUGGCAACUGAACAAGGCAAAGAUGCUGGCUCAACAAGCGUACAAUGAGAAGUGGACCAAGUCAGGUGUCGACGUCUUGUUAAGCCCUGUGGCGGGACAUACUGCUUUACCGCAUCGAUGCUUCCGCUAUACAGGGUACACCAAAAUCUGGAACUUCCUAGAUUAUACGGCAAUGUCGUUUCCGUUCACGACGGUCUCGGAAGAUCUCGACUCGGAGGACAUAUCCCGUACAUCAGGCACAGACACAAGCGCUUUGGACGAGGUCCGUAACCCGCUCGAUACCUAUAAUCAGGGCUUGUGGGAUCUUGCCUCCAUGAAAGGUCUACCGGUCGGAGUACAGAUCAUCGGAAGACGGUUUGAUGAAGAAAAGGUCCUGGGGGUGGCAAAAGUUCUUGAAAAAGAGAUCGAGAAGCAGAAACAAGUAUAA